GAGAACCUCUCUGUGAUUGGUCAGAGCGGGUCUGUUUAUUAACCCUCUGUUUUCUGAUCGAAUUUUCUCCCUGAUCGAAUCAGCACAGACCGGAAACAGAAACCGAACUGAGACCGGAAACGAUAAGAGAAGGAACAAAAACUGAAAUGUAAAUAAAACAAUCAUCACAGAAUGAUGAUGAUGAUGGAAAUAUAACGAAAGAGAAAAAGUGUUUUAAGGUUUGUUUGAUUAUUUCUCUGAAAAGUGUACAAAAGGGAAUCCUUCAAAAUAAAAGCACAACUUGUCACAGAACAGAAACCAAUGAAAUGAAAUGAAAGAAAAUCCCCAAAAAUCUGAUUUAUAACAAAGCAUAAACCCACAGGAGGAACUGGUUUUAUUUUGGUUCGCUCUACUAUGAAUUUGUCUUUUUCCUCUGUGAUCCUUGAUUUAGUUGGAGGAGACACGUUUAUUUUGAAAAUCGCAGUCGUGUUGAUCCGGUCAGGCUCCCGGGAUAGUUUUUGUUGGUCCGUCUGUUUUCGGCUUUGUUAUAACACAGGAGGCGGGUUUAAGUGCGGCUCUGGACCCAAAGACAUGCCGGACUGGCACGGUUAGACCCGGGUCGGAUUCAGGUGUGCAGAGUUUGCACGGCUGCGGGGGUUCCGUGCUAAAAUGUCCCGGGUUCUGAUCGUCGGAGCCGGCCUCACCGGCAGCCUCUGCGCGUGUCUGCUGAGGAGAGAGCUGCAGAAUAAAGUUCAGAUUGUGGUGUGGGACAAAGCGCGAGGCUCAGGAGGUAGGAUGUCCACCAGUCGCUCUCCUGACCCGUCGUCUCACUCUGCUGAUCUCGGAGCUCAGUACAUCACCGCCACACCGGCCUAUGCCAAGUCACACCACAGCUUCUACUCUGAGCUGCUGUCCUCAGGCGUCCUGCAGCCUCUCCACGGUCUGAUCGAAGGCCUGAAGCAGAAGGACGACAGCAAGAACUACGUGACGCCACUGGGCAUGUCCAGUGUGGUCAAACACUUCCUGUCUGAGUCAGGAGCUGAUUUGUUCUUUGAGCAUCAUGUGACCGGCCUCUACCGCCGUGGUGCAUCGUGGGAGGUUGAGAGGAAGGCCGGAGGCAGUGAGACGUUUGACGCUGUCGUCCUGACGAUGCCGGUCCCUCAGAUUCUGCAGCUGCAGGGAGACCUGGGACACCUGCUGUCUGUCCAGCAGAGACAGAAGUUAGACGGGGUCGAGUACUCGUCUCGUUUCGCCGUCGCUCUUUUCUUCUCUCCGGACGUCGUCCUCAGUUUCCCCUGGGCGGCUCGCUACGUCACAGACAGUCCCUGCAUCCGCUACAUCGCUGUGGACUCCCGCAAACGCAAAGCAGAUGCUGCCGGUCUCGGUCCGUCCCUCGUCAUACACACCAGCGUCCAGUUUGGCCUGGAGCACUUGGAGCGAGACAAGGAGGACGUCCAGCCCAUCAUCUUACAGGAGCUCCACAAGCUGCUCCCUGGUCUGCCUCAGCCAAUCAGCAUCAAGUGUCAAAAGUGGAGGUACUCCCAGGUGCUGACCUCAGUGCCGGACUGUCCGGGUCACAUGACCAUCGUCAACCUGCCGCUGCUCAUCUGCGGCGGUGACGCGUUCAGUCAUUCCAACUUCGAUGGAUGCGUGGAGUCCGCACUGAGCAUGCUCAGUGUGCUGAAGGACUCGCUGACGCCGUGACAGGAAGUCAUCAGGGCUGUGGACAAGUUUCAGAGUCCAACAGUAGGAUCCGACUGGAUACUGACAGUAUCAGUAAUCAAUGAUCAGGAUCAAUACGUUAACGGUUUGAUUAGAACUGAGAUUAUUUCAGGUUUUAAAUAAACAAACUGAUAAAUUUAAAA
Messenger RNA from Toxotes jaculatrix (banded archerfish), 1844 nucleotides. It is a transcript of the gene rnls, whose product is annotated as renalase, FAD-dependent amine oxidase. Gene Ontology annotation, molecular function: oxidoreductase activity, acting on NAD(P)H. Bases 649 to 1683 code for a protein of 344 amino acids. The transcript has 7 exons. Gene Ontology annotation, cellular component: extracellular region. The record is from RefSeq and is a predicted model, not a curated record. NCBI's taxonomy places the organism in Eukaryota, Metazoa, Chordata, Actinopteri, Toxotidae.